This is a messenger RNA of Thlaspi arvense, 1122 nucleotides long. The record is from the annotation of a GenBank genome assembly. NCBI's taxonomy places the organism in Eukaryota, Viridiplantae, Streptophyta, Magnoliopsida, Brassicales, Brassicaceae.
AUGGAUUGGUUGAGAAUAAGAAGGCUUGGAGCCAAGACAAGGCAGGGGAACGUCAAAGAAAAUGGCGAGGUUGUUCUGAAGGAGCUCGUUGAAUGUUGUGAUGGAAAAUGCAAUCCUAUCAAGAACUUCUCUUACGAUCAGAUCAUCAAAGCAACAGAUAACUUCUGCCAAAGCAACCGUGCUUCCCGGAUUGAUAUCUAUUACCGUUGCUAUAAAGGCAUGCUCGAUGACCGUCCUGUACUCGUCAAGAAAGGGAAAUACACGCUUGAUAUGAGAGAGAUUUGUCGGGACAUAGCGAUCUCAUCGAUGGUGAGCGGUCAUAAGAACUUCCUCAAGCUAUUGGGAUGCUGUCUUGAGUUCGCUCCUCCUGUCUUAGUCUUUGAGUACGCGGAGAUUAUAACUCUUGGUCCACUAGUUGCGUCUGAUCUGAAAAACUUGAGGAGGAUAAAGAUAGCAAGAGAGGUCGCAAACGCUUUGACUUACCUUCACACUGCGUUUUCAAGGGCUUUCAUCCAUUCGAAUCUAGAUCAUUUCACGUUUUUCUUAGAUGAAAAUGGGAUCGCAAAGCUCGGGAAUUUCUGCAACUGUAUCUCCAUUCCCGAAGGAGAGACUUUUGUUCAUGAUGAUGCAUUACAGAAGUACCAUGAGUUUAGGCGCAGUACCUUAAAGGAAACUCAUGGACUCGGUGUAUGUUACGUACCAGUCAUCGAUCCUGAGUACAAGUCAACCGGUAAGGUCACGACGAAGACCGAUAUGCACAGCUUUGGAGCGUUCAUGCUAGGUCUUGUGCAGAUAAAGGAAGUCGAUGAUGAGCUGUCUCUAUCUUCAGGUAUGCUGAAAGCAUUAGCUGAUUUAUUCAUUCAACCUUAUGACGAUGCUCGAUUCCCGCUUCACCAUCACGUGUCGAAGAUACUGAGGAAGUUUGGGUAUGCAGAUGUUAUAGAUUCGGAUAUAAGUAGAGAUGUGAGUGAUGUACAUGCUUCGCCGGUUAAGGCCUUUCUUAGAUUAGCUUUGAGAUGCAUCGGAUGCAACUUAGGAGACCCGUUGAGUAGCAUGAUUCAAGUGGCGAAAGAGCUCAAGCUGAUUGAGAAAUCUGCAAAUUAUCCAUCAAAUCGCAGAUGA